Ruditapes philippinarum (Manila clam) is the source of this 1375-nucleotide messenger RNA. RefSeq names its product leucine-rich repeat-containing protein 74B-like. Gene Ontology annotation, molecular function: protein binding; calcium ion binding. The record is from RefSeq and is a predicted model, not a curated record. Lineage: Eukaryota; Metazoa; Mollusca; Bivalvia; Venerida; Veneridae.
GAAAGAAAGAAAGAAAAAAAGAAGAAGAAGAAAAAGAAGAAGAAAGAGCUUUAUUUACAAAGAGAAUAUGAAAAAAGUGAAAAGGUUAAAGAAAUCGAAAAAUCUUGUGUCUGAUGAAACUUUAGCAUACGACACUAAAGUGUACAUAUACACGGACAGUGACAGUAGUUUGGAUUAUGAUACAGAGUUAGAGGAAAACGAAGAAAGCAUAACACAGAGAUAUGAAGAGAAAAACAAAAGGCAGGAGGAAGAGAAUUUUGGGAUUGGUCACGUGUCCUAUGAAGACGCCUGCUUCAAUCUAAAAAUAGUACCGAUUCGGAGGAUUUCGGAACAACUUCCGCUUAAAGACAUGCGUCUUCAACAUAUUGGAAUAAAUUGCAGUCAUUGCAAAGCGCUUGCUUGUGCAUUAUGGAACAACACCUGUAUUGAAAGUAUAGAACUGGAAGACAAUGGUUUAGUUGGUGAAAACUUGGUACCAAUCAUCAAUGUAGUGAGGACCAAUUCAAAUAUUAAAAGCUUGAGUUUAUCAGAAAAUGAAAUACAAGUAGUUGGUGCAAUGGCUCUUGACGAGAUUUUGCGAGAAACAACGUGUUUGACACACAUCAAUCUAUCCGGAACAAAGUUGGGCGACAGGGAGUGUGAGUUCAUAGCAGCAGGAUUACAAAAUAAUAACAGUGUAAGAUGGUUGAACCUUAGUCACAAUAUAAUAGGAACUGGUGGUAGUAAGAAACUAGGACGAGCGAUUGGGGACACAACUUCUUUGCAGUCUUUAAACCUUAGUUGGAAUCAUAUAAGAAUGGAAGGUGCAGUUGGUAUACUAAAAGGGUUACAGAAAAAUAAUUCAUUAAUCAAUGUGGACCUAAGUAUGAACGGACUCGGGUUCGAAGGAAGUCUGGCAUUGGAAGAUACCUUACGAGAAAACACAUGUUUGAAAUAUCUUGAUAUAAGCAAUAACAGAAUAAACUGGGAAGGUGUGUCUUAUGUUGCCAAAGGCCUGAAAAAGAACUCAACACUGCAGAUGCUGAAAAUUGGCAGUAAUCCUAUUAAUAUGGAGGGUUGUUAUGAACUGUUGAAAGCUGUCGCUUCCAGAAAGAGUCAAAUCUUGCAUAUAGCACUAGAUAAUAUCCCCGUGAAUGGCGCUGUUUUAACGGUGGCCAAUGACAUAAUGAAGACCCGGCAGUUCUCGAUUACUCAUGGUGGAAUUCUUGAUACGAGGGACGUUGUUGGCAUCAGAAAAGUGAAACCAGAGGACCCAAUAACAAUUGUUGUACGGUAUCUAGGAACCGUAGGUAUCCGGAUAAUCGACCUGUUCCGGAUGUUUGACUCUGAUAAUGAUGGCCAGGUCUCAAGAAGGGAGUUCAUCCGCGGACUUAAA